This is a messenger RNA of Lathyrus sativus (Indian pea), 657 nucleotides long. The record is from the annotation of a GenBank genome assembly. NCBI's taxonomy places the organism in Eukaryota, Viridiplantae, Streptophyta, Magnoliopsida, Fabales, Fabaceae.
AUGAAGCUUACACAUUCUUUGUUUCUUGUGACUUUGGCUCUGCUCAUUGCCACCACUUUGUCAUCAGAUCCUGACUCUCUUCAAGACCUCUGUGUCGCAGACCUCUCCUCAGGUGUGACAGUGAACGGAUUCACCUGCAAAGAGGCAUCCAAGGUGAAUGUCUCUGAUUUCUCCUCCAACAUACUAGCCAAACCAGGGUCCACCAACAACACAUAUGGCUCCGUCGUGACUGGAGCCAAUGUUCAGAAAGUCCCGGGACUCAACACUCUCGGUGUGUCUCUGUCAAGGAUCGACUAUGCACCAGGCGGCCUCAACCCACCUCACACUCAUCCACGCGCCACUGAGGUAGUGUUUGUGCUUGAAGGGCAGCUUGAUGUUGGGUUCAUAACUACAGCUAAUGUUCUCAUAUCAAAGACCAUUAACAAGGGUGAGAUAUUUGUGUUCCCAAAAGGUUUGGUUCACUUCCAAAAGAACAAUGCCAAUGUACCUGCUGCUGUUCUUUCUGCCUUCAACAGCCAACUUCCUGGAACACAGUCCAUUGCUGUUACAUUGUUUGCAGCUACACCUGCUGUUCCGGAUAAUGUGUUGACAAAGACAUUUCAAGUGGGUACCAAAGAAGUUGAGAAAAUAAAGUCUAGGCUUGUACCCAAGAAGUAA